Molecule: messenger RNA, 1235 nt
Organism: Dermacentor andersoni
Lineage: Eukaryota; Metazoa; Arthropoda; Arachnida; Ixodida; Ixodidae
Product: E3 ubiquitin-protein ligase Siah2-like
Biological process (GO): proteasome-mediated ubiquitin-dependent protein catabolic process; multicellular organism development
Cellular component (GO): cytoplasm
Molecular function (GO): ubiquitin protein ligase activity; zinc ion binding; ubiquitin conjugating enzyme binding
Source: RefSeq, a predicted model, not a curated record
AGUUGCCGGCAGAAAGCACCGAAUGACGCGAGCAUAAACGCCGGGAGCGUCAGUGGCGUCGCGACACUGGCGCCGAGAGUAUAAACACGUCUCCGAAGUUCUGUCGGCGUCAUCGUCACUGGUUCCAGGUCAAGGACGCGACAAGCAUUAACCCCCGUCUUCUCACUUCAGCGCUGACCCACGGUAAGGUUGCCAUGUUUCCCUGGGUGCCAGAGGGCCAAGACCUGAGGUGGCUUUGCAAGUACUGCACCGAAGGCUGCCCCGCUAAACUGCCCUUCUGGUUCAAGUCCAUACACGAAAAAGUCUGCAAAUUUCGGCCGUGUCCUUGCGUACUAGGUGCCAUGUCGUGCUCAUGGAACGGCCCGCUCAAAGACCUUGCCACUCACAUCGUUCGGAGUCACAGCUUCAUACCAAAAUUUCAAGGCGAGCAGGUCGCGGUCACUGCGAACGACUUUCAGCGAGCGGAGGACUUCAGCUGGUUCACUCUUCUCUCCUGCUUUGGCCAGCACUUCCUCUUGAUGCUCAUGAAGCGCCGGUCCCCCGAAGACGAAGACGAGACGUACUUCAACGCCGUGGUACUGCUGAUAGGUCCUAGCGUCGAGACACUGAACUUUGCUUACCGCCUCGAGUUCGUCGCCCAGCACUGCCGUCUCACGUGGGAGAGCAAACCGGUCAGCGUCCAUGGGAUUGCCGACAUUUCAGUAACGAGCGGCGGAGGCUUUCUAUUCAUAGCCGAUACUGUGCAGCAGUUCACAGAUGGCAAGGACCUGAGCUUCAAUGUCAUCAUCUCAGAAUGUAGCACUCCCGCCACUUGGGAAAGGCAUAUCAGGCGCGGGGUCGCAGCCCAGGAUCUCUGGGGAAGCGUGUCCGGUUAACGGCAGCAUCCGGGAAACGACGUACGCCUCGGCUGGGUUCCGUGCUAGCGAUGACGCCGUAGCCUUACUUCCUCGCGGUCCUGUAACAGGCUACCAUUUAUUUCAGUUAUUCCCGAGUCAAUUUCCUGCACUUGAUUAGUGACCACAUUGCAAAACUCAGUGCCACGGGGACAUAGUAGCUAAUGCGACGGCGCGUUAUGCGCUCACUGCCGCACCGGAUACUGAAGCGCCAGACUGGCGCUGCAUGCAUGGAGGCGCUCGGUAUAAUGGUGCAGUAACCAAGUCUGGAGCGAAGAAAAAAAAAGCGCUGCCUACCUACUGUAUACCAAUUUUUUAAAUAAAUAAAAGCGAGAGACAGGG